CCUCAUUUCUUCAGCGCGCGCCAAUAUUUAUUGGGCCGUUGUUGCUUCUUUUGGGCCUGACCCAACUUGCCCUUUGACUUGUUCUGCGAUUUCGACAGGUUCUUGACAAACUAACCACAAGCACGCCUUUCAAAAGCCUUCGAGACUCCCUUCUGUUUCGACAUGAUAGGAACUUCGACAUUAUAUUUGAAAGUUUUAUUUUAACAAUAUAACCUUCAAAUAAAUAUUGGACCCACCAAUUAUAUUUAAUUGAUAAAUACCAAAUUUAUGUCCAACAAAUUGCCCCCUAAAAAUGCCAUUUUCGACUGUGUCUAUCGAAGGAGGAGGUGGCAUUUUUGAAAGUACUAAUGGAUAUCUCUCUUUUCCAAUUAUUUCUCUUAUCUCUUAGGCUGAUAUCCAAAAUUUUGGAUUGGCUCCAAAACUUACUUUCUUUUCCACUUGUCAAGGGAUUUGGGCACUUGUCAGCACAGGAAGUUGAAGAAGUUGUUAUUUUCCUUUUUGGAUUAUUUUAAUUCUACGAUCACGCGCCCCUAUAAAUAGGUAAAUCCUCUCUUCAUUGUUCUUUUUCCAAACUCUUUCUUUCAACUGUUCAUCUUCUUCCUCAACUCUGAGAAUUCUUUGCUGAAUCUCUUGCUUCCAAACACCUUCAACUUUGAAACUUUACUUAUCAUCACAUCACCGAUCUUUUCUUCUCUCAGCUUCUUUCUAAAUUGCUCCAACAACUCGCAAAUUCCCAAUCUCAACCCUAAUCAUCAAUUUUUCGCAGAACUCUUGAACUUCAACAAUGGCGUCUAGUUCAAACAUUACGAAGUUACUUCCCUACGCUGGCAAGUGGACCACCAACACACUCUCUUCUUAUGAAGAAGAUACCGUUCCAGAACCUUCGUUGCGAACGGAUUUGCAAAAAGUUUGGGAAAAUCAGGUAAUCUUCCCAUACUCCAUUAAUAAUCUGGUGCAUGCAUUUGGGGGACCUAAACCAGAUGAGAGAAAUCGUAAUUCCAACACCAUACCUAUUUUUCCUGUUUAUAUGCUUUGCAUCCCUAGGGUUUUCCUCAGUGAACCCUAUAACUUUAGUUAUAUUAAAGCGCCUAAUAGGGUCUUUCGAUCAGCUCCUUCUCUAAAUGACCAAUACCUUAAGUGGUUAGAUAGAAUACAACAAGAUAAGGCUGAUAUUUGGUAAGCUUGUGGUAUUUAUGACCUUAUUCAACUCUCUAGGACAAGUCUUAAAUACCAACAGGAAAUGAUUGUUGCUGCUCUACAUUUCUUUGAGUCUUCUACCAACACUUUCCACUUCGAAUGUGGCAUGAUGACUCCUACAUUACUUGAUGUUGCUGCUAUUACUGGUUUAUCACCCCUUGGGGACACUUAUGAUCCUUUUAAGGCUUCUGACACCAUCAAAUUCGAUUUUCGCAACAAAUCUUACUCCAAGUAUAUCAUUGAGAAUCAAAAGACUGAUGAUGAGGUAAGUGCUGAGGAACAUGUUGCUUUCUUAACCCUCUGGCUGUCUCAGUAUGUUUUCUGCACUCAAUCUCUCCAAGUGGCCAAAAAGUUCAUUCCUAUGGCCAUUCAACUGCAUGAAUGUCAGCAAUUUAGCUUUGCUCGACUCAUCCUUGGAUGUCUUUAUGAAUCCAUGAGGGAUGCUUGUGAGCACCUUAAUAAGACAGGUGAUGGAUCCACCUUUUUAGGAGCUGGCCCCUUCUGGUUGCUGCAAUUGUGGCUAAACGCUACGUUCCAUGCAGAACUUGACCUUUUCUUGCCUGAGCAAUUUUAUGAUGAGUCGCUCGCGCGCCAAGUCGAAGGCACGAGGCUAGCAAGACUAGCUCCCAGGGUGAGAGGCCUUACCUAUGAUGUAGCCUUCCAACAAUAUUUCAAUGUUUUUCUAAACUUGAAAAAAUUCAAGCCCAGCUUCGCUCCCUUUGUGGAUAGGCCACUUGGCCCUCCUUGGUUCACUCAACACUUUCCUUCUCCACCGGACUUCGAAGAGGUGAUCACCAACAUUUGGAGUGCCUAUCUGAUGCCCACAGUCCUUUCGUGUCGAAUUGGGUUGACUGCUAGGGAGUUUGGGCUAGUUGGUUACUUCCCAAACUUGGUGUCUCGCCAAUUUGGCUUAACCCAAAUACUCCCAAAGAGCAUAUACUUGGAGGAAAGGGAAGUUUGCUUAGGCAAAUAUGGCAUGACGGAGCCACAAUACCAUUCGUUUUUGAAGCAUUUCAACAAACCAUCCUAUGAGCUUACUCCAUUCGAGUUUGCUCCUUCUCAUGCUUGCACCAGGGAAUUCUCCAAAUGGUGGUCUCUCCACUAUGAAGGGCGUUUGGUCAAUAGGACUGUCUUGCUUACUGCUAUCUCUGAUGGAAUCGACUCAUCCAUUUUGAACAAGAUUAAAUCAAAAUUGAACACCAGAGGUAACCUCUUAUUUCGAAUCCUACUUACACAGUCUUUUAAUUUGCAUACUUUUCUCUUAUGUGCACCUCUUUUAUGCAGGGAGUAAGUCGAAAGCAGGUUCUAGCAGUUCUAACAAACCUCCUCUUCCACCACCAAAGGUUGAGCUAGGGGUAAGCAUUUACCUUUUACUAUCUUUCACACCUUCUAUGGAAUCUUCUGUGUUAACCUUUGCUAUGCCCUUUUUUCAUAUUACCUCACGCAAAAGGUUGCACCCAAGUGAGGCUCCCUCUUCUUCGAAGAAACAAAAGCCUGCUCCAACUGCUCAUUCGAGUGCUGCAGAUAAGGUAAUCCCUUAACCAAAGCUUUCUUUCUUUUCCCUUUGGCUUGAAUAUAAACCAAUCAAAAUGUGGCUUAUAGGACACACCUACUCUUUCCACCAUCAAUGAACAGCCAAACACUACCAUCAUACAAGAUCCUCCCCAUAAUGAUUAGCCCACCAAGGACAAGAAGAAGAAGAAAAAGAAGGACAAGAAGUCUAGCCAACUGGCUACUUCUGAAAACCAACCAUCUGAGGUUGAGGCACAAAAAGACACUUCCACGCCUCCUGAAAAUCCUCCUCCAGAACACUCAGAAAAGAAAAAGAAGAAAAAGAAGAAGCAUAGAGAGUCUCCCAUUUUGACCACUGCUAUUGAGAUUCCGGCUGUCACAACAGAAGCGCCUCAAGUGCUUGAAGCUACUCUUGAUAAUCAAGCCCAACCACAAAAUUCUCCACAAGCUAUUCCUCAAGAUAAUCCUUCUCCCAGCAAAAUGGCUAAGGAAGUGGUCGAAGAACCAGUUGCUGCGCAACAUGAAACUGUGCUAGAAAGGGCUCCAUCCCCUCAGCCUGCCGAAACUGCUAUCCUCACCAGGUCACCAUCACCUAAACCCACUGGUU
This is a messenger RNA of Trifolium pratense (red clover), 3316 nucleotides long. RefSeq lists its product as uncharacterized. NCBI's taxonomy places the organism in Eukaryota, Viridiplantae, Streptophyta, Magnoliopsida, Fabales, Fabaceae. Gene Ontology annotation, biological process: meristem maintenance; meristem development. The record is from RefSeq and is a predicted model, not a curated record. The coding region runs from base 1241 to 2488 and encodes 415 amino acids. The transcript is spliced from 2 exons.